UAUAGUCACUCAUGGUGAUAUAAGAACAUAGUCAUAGACAAACAACGAGUCAUUUUGUUCUUGUCGAAAAUAUGGACUUUGGAGCCUACAUACUCUUCUUCGCAGUUUUAUCUGCAAUAACUUGCAACACAGAGGGUACUGUAUGUAAGACUGACUCAGAAUGCGGAAGCGGAGAAUGUUGUUAUAUCAAACCGGCCUUUGAGGUAGUCAGUAGAAGAAGGCAAGCCAGUAUUCUGCCUGUACAACCAACACAACAUCAUACAGGAGUUUGUGAAAGCUACCGUGUAGAACACGAGCACUGUGGACCACUAGAACAGGCGAACGGUCAUUGUGGAUGCGGUGCAGGCAUGUCAUGCCAGUUUGUACCAGCUGAAAUUGCGACAGUUAAACCGUUGCAAGUGGUCAGCAAGAAAAGGAAAAUCUACGUGCCCGGACCUGGAACGUUUCAGUGUGAAAAAACAUCGUAAAAUUAAUAACUAGAAAGUAUUGAAAUUUCAAAUAAAGAAAAAGUCUAAUUU
Messenger RNA from Mercenaria mercenaria, 518 nucleotides. RefSeq lists its product as uncharacterized. NCBI's taxonomy places the organism in Eukaryota, Metazoa, Mollusca, Bivalvia, Venerida, Veneridae. The transcript has 4 exons. The coding region runs from base 72 to 467 and encodes 131 amino acids. The record is from RefSeq and is a predicted model, not a curated record.